Protobothrops mucrosquamatus (brown spotted pit viper) is the source of this 935-nucleotide messenger RNA. It is a transcript of the gene SQOR, whose product is annotated as sulfide quinone oxidoreductase. Gene Ontology annotation, molecular function: sulfide:quinone oxidoreductase activity; FAD binding. Gene Ontology annotation, cellular component: mitochondrion. The record is from RefSeq and is a predicted model, not a curated record. Lineage: Eukaryota; Metazoa; Chordata; Lepidosauria; Squamata; Viperidae.
AAACACUAUUAUCAGCCCCUCUGGACUUUAGUUGGAGCUGGGGCAAAGCAGCUGGCCACUUCAGGACGUUCAACAGCAAGUGUUAUUCCUUCGGGGGUUAAGUGGAUCCAAUCCAAGGUGGAAAAGUUGGAUCCUGACAACAACUGUGUCUAUCUGGGGAACAAUCAGAAGGUAUCUUACAAGUAUUUGAUUGUUGCUCUCGGGCUGCAGCUGAAUUUUGAAAAGAUCAAAGGCUUGCCUGAGGGGUUUAAAUUUCCUAAAAUUGGUUCCAAUUAUUCCAUUCACACAGUGGAAAAAACAUGGAAAGCUCUGCAGGAUUUUCAGGAAGGAAAUGCCAUUUUCACUUUUCCAAAUACUCCAGUGAAAUGCGCAGGGGCGCCACAAAAGAUCAUGUACCUGACAGAAGCGUACCUGAGAAAGACUGGAAAACGGUCCAAAGCCAAGAUCAUAUUCAACACUUCCCUCGGAGUGAUAUUUGGUGUUAAGAAGUAUGCUGAUGCUCUACUGGAGAUUAUCAAAGAAAGAGAUAUCGCCGUGAACUACAGAUGGAACCUUGUGGAAGUCAGAGCAGAUAAGCAGGAAGCCGUCUUUGAAAACCUGGACAAAGCUGGGGAAACGCAAGUUUAUCAGUAUGAAAUGCUUCACGUCACUCCUCCCAUGGGUCCCCCUGAUGUACUGCUAAACAGUCCAGUUUCAGACGUCGCUGGCUGGGUGGAUGUAAACAAGGAGACACUGCAACAUGUGAAGUACCCCAAUGUUUUUGGGAUUGGAGACUGCACCAACCUCCCUACCUCCAAGACUGCUGCAGCGAUAGCUGGCCAGUGUGGUGUACUUGAUAAAACAAUUUCAUGUAUCAUGAAGGGCAAAACUCCCACUAAGAAGUAUGAUGGAUAUACUUCCUGUCCUCUGAUUACCAACUACAACCGAGCGAUCCU